Molecule: messenger RNA, 861 nt
Organism: Halteromyces radiatus
Lineage: Eukaryota; Fungi; Mucoromycota; Mucoromycetes; Mucorales; Cunninghamellaceae
Exons: 2
Coding region: 120-695 (191 amino acids)
Source: RefSeq, a predicted model, not a curated record
CCUGUAUAAAGAGCGCGACAAAAAAAAAAAGCUUCUCUUUUCUUUCUUUUUUUUUUCUUUUUUUUCUUUCUUUAUCAUACCCCAUUCUUUAUUAUUUUAAUCAUCUACAUACCUAUAAUAUGAAGUUCUCUGUUGCUGCUUUUGUUGUAUCUGCUAUUGCUACUGUAGCUGCUCAAGUACCUAAUCCUACUGGUAUUUUCAACGUUACCUCUCCUACUCCCAACUCCCCCUAUGUAGCUCAACAAAUUCUUCCCUGUACAUACCGUAUAUUCCAAGACGUUGAUACCACUGGUAUUACCCUCAACAUUCAAUUGAGUUCUACUGCUGCUGGUUCCAAUACUACUUUGGUUAUUGCUACUAAUGCUGAUGUAUCCAAGUCUUCUAAUUCUGCCAAUCAAAAUGGUAACAUUACUUAUUACGAACAUUCUGUCAACUAUAAUAUUCCCACUACUGUAACUCCCGGUAGUUACAAGGUUUCCUUUAUCGCCAAUGGUGCUCCUUUGGACAUUCCUAUCUCCAUCUUACCUGCUGCUUCUUCUACUGCACUCUCCAAGUCUGGAUCUGCUUCCGGUUCCAGUCCUACUUCUUCUGGUGGUUCUAUCUUUACUGGUGAUGCUUCUCGUAUGAACUUUGAUUUGACUACUAAGACUAUGAUGGCCUUGACUGCUGUUGCUGGUAUUGCCUUUGUGUUAUAAGGAUUAACCUUUAGUCUUUGUCUGCAUUUUGAUCAUCCAUAUUUUUAUUUUAUUUUCUAUUGCCCUCCUCCUUAUUUCUGCUUUACAUUCAUCUUUUCAAAACACCCCCUCCUUAUUUUGCCUCCAUACCUCAUAUUUUCCCUUUUUUUAAAAAAAAAAAAAAAAA